CUGGGAAUGAAGGUUUGUAUCUAGAUUGAACACGAGCCGAAUAUUGAGCUUCGAUAGCUUGGAUGGGUCUGAAGAUUAUGAUAAACGGACGGAUGGGUAGGAGAGUGGGAUGAGGUACUAAAGGGAAGAUAUAUCCACCUUGAAAUACGAGUUUGGAUUUGAGCAGCGACGACAACUACGAUUGAUUGGCAUUUCUCUUUGUCGGCCAAAAAUUCGGUCACUACACUGAUCAUGGAAGAUUCAAGCAAGAUCGAGAAACUCGGCCACGACAACGAUGUCGUUUAUACUUCUUCAUCCAGUGGAGAGGUUGAUCACCACCAGAAAAAUCCAUGGACCUACUUGAAGCACUAUUUUACCAGCCGUGAAGGUUGGGUUGGCGAUUAUGACUACAUGUAUCUCAUCACUCCCAACAUUUGGCCCCUAAACCGUAAAUACAAACACUACGAAGCACCAUUCUACGGCCUCAACGAUGAAAUCCCUAUCUUUCUCACCCUCCUACUCGGCCUCCAACACGCCCUUACAAUGAUCGGUUCCAUUGUCUCCCCUCCCUUAGCAAUCGCUGGCGGCGCAUUCAAUUUCGACCCAACCAUCACCCAAUAUCUCGUCUCUGCGGCGUUUAUCACAACAGGCAUCGCGACAGCCAUGCAAGUCACCCGCGUACAUAUCGCCAAAACACCAUUUUUCAUCGGAACCGGACUUCUUAGCGUCGUAGGCCCAACAUUCGAUAUCCUGCCCAUUGCAUUCAAUUACACAUCCAUGCGGUACGCGAACGGAACGUGUCCUACUGCAGAGGACGGAACGCAAUUACCCUGUCCAGAUGCAUGGGGUGCUAUUCUGGGAAGUAUGCUUUGUACGGUGUGGAUCCAGAUUGUGAUGUCGAUGGUUCCGCCGAAGAAAUUGAACAAAAUAUUCCCUAAGAUCGUGACCGGGAGUUUGUUGUUGCUGGUUGGUGUGUAUCUCAUCAAUAGCGGGAUGCAGAAUUGGGGAGGAAGCAGUAACUGUAAUGGUGGAGAGGGGUUCUAUGCUUUAUGUCCGAACGUUGCUGCUCCCAAGCCUCUUCCAUGGGGGGACCCCAAACUCAUCGGCCUCGGCUUCAGCGUUUUCGUAACCGUCAUCAUCGUCGAACAAUUCGGCUCCCCCAUCAUGAAAUCUGCAUCCAUCAUCCUCGGCCUCGCAGUCGGUUGUGCCAUCUCCGGCGCAACAGGCUACUGGUCUCGGGAAAAUAUCGAUGCAGCCCCUGUCAUAACAUUCCUCUGGGUCCACAAAUUCAAGCUCUCCGUUGAUGGCGCGCUCAUCCUACCUCUUCUCAUCAUGUUUAUCUGUGAAGCUGUAUCCUGUAUGCCUGAUAUCCUCGCCACGGCUGAAAUAUCAAACGUGGAUAUUGAGGGCACGCAAUUCAACAGCAGGAUCCAAGGCGGCAUUCUGUGUGACGGUCUGGGGAGUUUGUUCAGUGCUUUUGGAACGGGAUUACCCAUGGUUUCGCAGGCCGGUAAUAACGGCGUGAUUUCUCUUACCGGGUGCGCAUCCCGUCGUGCAGGAUGGUGCGCGUCAGGAUUCCUUAUACUCAUGGGCAUGUUCGGCAAGUUCGGCGCCGUUUUCGGAAGCAUGCCUCCCUCAGUCCUCGGCGGUAUGCAAGUGUUCCUGUACUCCACCAUCGCAGUCGCUGGCAUUCGCGUCCUUGGUCUCAUCUCAUGGACCAGGAGGAAUCGAUUCAUUCUGACGGCUUCGCUGGGUAUUGGGUUCGUUGAUAUCGUGCAGCCGACGUGGUUCAAUCAAAUUUUGGAUUACAGCGGGGGGAAUGUUCAUUUGCAGGGGUUUGAGCAGGGUUUAAACCUUAUUGUCGAGACGCCUUUUAUUGUUGCGGCUGUUAUUGGCGUGUUUUUGAAUUUGGUGCUGCCGGAGGAUGCGAGUGCUAUGGAUAGGAUUGUGAGGGAUGCGGGUGGUAAGCCAGUACUAGAAGGGAGACGAGAGGAUUAG
Molecule: messenger RNA, 1977 nt
Organism: Cadophora gregata
Lineage: Eukaryota; Fungi; Ascomycota; Leotiomycetes; Helotiales; Ploettnerulaceae
Exons: 3
Coding region: 232-1977 (581 amino acids)
Biological process (GO): xanthine transport; transmembrane transport
Cellular component (GO): membrane; fungal-type vacuole
Molecular function (GO): xanthine transmembrane transporter activity
Source: RefSeq, a predicted model, not a curated record